Botrytis fragariae is the source of this 1533-nucleotide messenger RNA. RefSeq lists its product as uncharacterized. Lineage: Eukaryota; Fungi; Ascomycota; Leotiomycetes; Helotiales; Sclerotiniaceae. The transcript has 3 exons. The coding region runs from base 1 to 1533 and encodes 510 amino acids. The record is from RefSeq and is a predicted model, not a curated record.
AUGCAGCAAGAACCACCCCUUCCGAGGCCAUCAUCAACUGCAGCAGGUAAAAGAGAGCUAGAAGUUAAUCCACAUUCGAUGGCGCAAGAAGGCUCAACAAAGAGUAGGCAAUUUUCUCGAGGUUCCGACACCGAAGAAUCUGAGUACAAAGAAGAUUUGAUAUCAAUCCGAAAGGCGGAGAAAAAGGCAAAGAGAACCGAGCGAUACAUAGAAGAAGAGAAUCCGCUUUCUACGAUUACAAAGGCUUUUCGUAUGAUUGUGCCAGGCUACAAUACUGAACAUUCUCUACCAGCAUCUAUAGAGAGACGUCCACAUGAACGACAUAAUAUUUCUAGCUAUGGAGACAACUCUUCUCGGCCGCGUCAAUCAGCCGGGCAUACAGUGGAAAAUGUACCGAGCAUGAGAGCACAAAACCAAUUCGCUUCGCUGAAGGAAGACUAUAUUCAACAGCUUCAAAAAAAUGAUAAAAAACACGAGGCUGAGAGGAGAAAGCUCGAAGACUAUGUAAAGAUCCUUGAACUUCAGGUCCAAGACAAGGAGCAAAUCGCACGCACAUUACGAGCAAGAAACGGACAACUUGAGUGCGAAAAACAGGACAUAGAAGAACAGCACCGAGAUUUCAUUCGGAAACAACAGGAAACAACAUUCCGACAGAUGAAUAGCUCGCGUUGGGCGCCCCUUGAAGACAGUAAAGUUAUUGAAGAGUUUGAUAGACUCAAAAGAGACAUAAGAAGCUGGGCGAAAAAACAUUCGAAAAUUGAUAUGCCUACUAUCCUGGGGGUGCUUGACGUACACGAACGAAAGGCUCUAACUGAUGUCCUGAAAGAUGUGGUUGUCUUUAAAAAUAAUGAACUUCCUCAAGGAUUGUCUCCAAAAAAGAUUCCAGCACUACUUCUGACUGCUCUCGCCUCUCAUAAUGUUUAUACAACAUUAUUUCGAGAACCAUUCUUCUUUCUUGGGGGAGAAAGCGUCCUAUACUCAAACCUGAGGUCUGUCUAUAGAGCUGGCCUGCACUCAAACAAAGGAGAUGCCAGUACCUGGCGAUCCCAAACUUUGCGACUACUCUUACCCCCAGCAGAAAGUGCUUCAGGAACGGAAAUGGAUUUACAUCAUCGCACUGAGCAAAUGAUACUCGAUGAAGCAGACGAACAAGCCUCGAAGUUCCUCAAAGGCGCAGCGCAGUAUCUUGUCAGCGAUGAAGCUCGAGCCGACGCUGGGGACAAACUCAAAGCUAUCUAUCGAGAGGCAGCCACUAUGUCGUACAAGCUGUGGUCAAGAAGAACACUUUUGUCGUGCACUACUUUGAGCAACUUGGAUCAUCCAACUUUUGAACCAAAUAAUAAAUAUAUGGUUGCGCAUUCUUCGGUUGAUUACGAAAAGCACGAGAGUUUGCUGUAUGGAAAACCUAUUAGCAUAAUCGUGCAUCCAUGCUUGAUCGUCUUCGGAACAGAUGAUGCUAAGGAUUACGACCAGCAACGUGUAUGGGCACCGGCGGAAGUAUGGCUUGACAGCAGUGUCUCAUCCGACAAUUAG